This is a messenger RNA of Chanos chanos (milkfish), 3282 nucleotides long. RefSeq names its product A kinase (PRKA) anchor protein 1a (gene akap1a). Lineage: Eukaryota; Metazoa; Chordata; Actinopteri; Gonorynchiformes; Chanidae. Gene Ontology annotation, molecular function: RNA binding; protein kinase A regulatory subunit binding. The record is from RefSeq and is a predicted model, not a curated record. The coding region runs from base 17 to 2491 and encodes 824 amino acids. Gene Ontology annotation, cellular component: membrane; mitochondrion. The transcript has 10 exons.
UCAUCAUUUCAAGACGAUGCUCCUGACAUUGAGACCCCUCUUGCCCAUCUCUGUGUUUGUUCUGCUUGGCUGGUGGUGGUACACAGUGCGGAAGAGGAGACACUCAGAUAAAUGCAGAUAUGAAUCUCUCCCCGAUGUGGAGAGCUCAGAUGAGCAGAGAGGACCUCCUUCCACCGCUGACACAGACAACCAGGAGAGAAGGGCCGUGGAGCAGGAGGCUGUCGCGAUCGUAAGCGCACCUGCUACGCGGGAGACCGGUUCCCAUUGGUGUUCACCACCUGAUGAAGGUGAAGAGGAGGGUUCUGCUGCCUGGCGACACAAAGCUCUGAACACAAACCGGAACAUCAGUGUCUCUGAGGUCAGCCAGCUAAACGCAUCCCCAGACCUGUCGCACGCACCGCUGGCAUCCUGCCCGGUGAACGAUGGCAGCACACCAUCCUCGGAACGAGAAAUAACCGUCAGGCCGGAACCAGAGGGAGAGACUUCUGAAGACAGGACGUCUUUGGUCAAGGAGAGGCAACUACCUGAGGUGGAAAAGGGUGGGUUUACUUCCGGUGGAGACCCAACUACCAGAACGAGUGAGGAGGACCAUCCCAGGGCUGAAUCUGAUCCUGUUUCCCUUCACUCCAGCUCCAGCAUGACCACACCACCACCAGAGGGCCUGGCCAGCUCCAGCAUGACCACACCACCACCAGAGGGCCUGACUAGCUCCAGGAUGACCACACCACCACCAGAGGGCCUGACUAGCUCCAGGAUGACCACACCACCACCAGAGGGCCUGGCCAGCUCCAGCAUGACCACACCACCACCAGAGGGCCUGGCCAGCUCCAGCAUGGCCACACCACCACCAGAGGGCCUGGCCAGCUCCAGCAUGACCACACAACCAUCAGACGGCCUCACUAGCUCCAGCAUGACCACAUCACCACCAGAGGGCCUGGUAGUAGGACCGUCGUCCUGUCUGGAGAGAGCUGAGGAGAGCCUUGUGUCAGAGGACUUUGGAGAAAGACAGGAAAUGGAGAAACUGUCUGCCAGAUUAGUGGAAGAGGUUAUCUGUGCAGCAUCAGUGGAGGUCCAAUCAGUAGGAAGCCUCCAGGGUGGGAAGGAACCUACGCACUCUCCAGAGCGUCUGAGCACUGUCCUGCCAACAGAAAAUGGAAGUCAACCUGAGACUGCAGACCGGGUCCAAACAGACACGACAAAGUCUCAAUCACCAAUCGAACACCUGCUAGAGGCCACGCCCACGUCCUGGACCGGUGUCUCGUCUCCUCCAGCUUUGCAGACAGAAGAGCGAAAUGAAAGCACAAAAAUCCCACAGGAAACAGAGAGUUCAGACUUUACAACAGACACAGCAGCGGAGGAGCCCUCAGGUCCAUCAGCGCUCCAAGCAGCCGUUGCGUCUGAGUACAGAAAGGACACUGCGGAUGAUUCAACCGUGUCUGGAACAUCUAGAGACCAGAGUGAGGAUUUUCCCACUGGAAUCGCACUGAGGAACGAAGCCCAUACAGCAGGAGAGAGAGAUUCUACUCUUGGGCCCCCAGGUGCAGCUGUAAAUGGUUUUAAGGGAGAGAGCCAAGACACCAGCGUCCAACCCAAAGACUCUCCCACCUCACCAGUGACUUACUGGGACAUAGAGGUGCCAGUGCGUCUUGUUGGGAGGUUGAUUGGAAAGCAGGGGAAGUACCUGGCCUUCCUGAGGCAGAACACUGGAGCGAAGUUUCAUAUCUCUGCACUGCCCUACACUCAGGAUUAUAAAAUGUGCCGUAUUGAGGGAUCGGAAGAGGAGGUGGAGAGAGCUUUAGCGUUGAUAAAGAAGAAACUUAAAGACCUGGACCUGACAAACCGCCACCGUGGUGCCCAGUCGCCUGCUCCUCUGCCCUCUCUCCCUCACACGUCCUGGCUGCUCCUGCCACCGGAGGGCAGCGUGGAGGUGAUUGUGCCCUGUGUUGAGACAGGAAACUACCUGUUUGUCCAGCAGCACACUCACCCCACCUUCCACACCCUGCACAGCCUGGUCCAGCAGAUGAGUCUCUGCUACUCCAGACCUGACUGCCCCGCCCUGCCCACGCCUGUGGAAGCGGGGGUGGUGUGCGCUGCUCCGUCGGCUGCUGGAGGCUGGUGGAGGGCUCAGGUUAUAAAGUAUUACAGAGACAGCGGCGAGGUGCAGAUCCGAUACGUGGAUUACGGUGGCUACGUUACCGUUAAGAUCGACAUCCUCAGACAGAUAAGAUCAGAUUUUGUGACGUUACCAUUCCAGGGAGCUGAGGUGAUGCUGGAAAACAUUGCACCAUUGCCAGGAGAGAGGGAGUUCACACAGGAGGCCAAAACAGCUCUGGAGGAACUAACUAAAGGAGUGUCCUUAGUCUUAGAGGUGACGGGCAGUGAGUGUGGUCUUCCUUUGGUCCACAUGUGGCGACCAGAAGGGGAGGAGCUGGUGUCAGUAAACCGGACCCUUGUAGAACGUGGACUGUGCGCGUGGACGGGGGGCGACUGAUAGACUUCCCACAGACUGCGUCUCUCCUCACUCUGCAAACUUGUUCUUUUUUGGUGUCUGUCUUUUAAAGCAUUUAGUUUUGCUUUGUACAGUAUACCCAGACUUUACAGUUGGAAAUGGUGGAUCAGCAGGUGUAAAUCUCCGCACACGCUAACGCUUUAGCACAUCAUUACCAGUCCUCUGACUUUAAUCAACCCAAAUACUGCAGUGUGAAUAAGUCUGAAUUUUUAAAUGCACUUUCUCUCUGUCUCGGUGUGUCUCUCUCUGUGUCUCCCUCUGUGUCUCUGUCUCUGUCUCUGUGUCUCUGUCUCUGUGUGUCUCUUAUAUUCUCUCCAGGCAUGAAUAGUUAAACAUGAGAUGCCGUUUGAUUUGAAGAAAAAUACUAGUGCAGGUUUGAGGUAAAACUUUUGUGCUGUAAUAACCUUUAUUACAACAAUAAUAGUAGAAGUAGUAGAAAUAAGUAGAUAAAAUGAACAGUUUUUUUAAAAUGGAAGCUUGCUUAUGUUUGAUAGACUCUACUGUUUCAGUGAAGUCCUUUAACUGAAUGAAAUAGCCUGUUGAUGAAUGUAGACUGUCACAUUCAUAAUACAGUUUAGUCUAGGACUGACAGAUAUAGAGUUCUGGUUUUUACUUAAAAAUGAAAACAACAACAAAAAAUGUGUUUGUAUAGGUGUGUAAUGUUCAAAUGUGUCUGAAAUGUUCAGAGCAUGUGAGGUUUAUUUUGUGCUGUGUGAGUGAGUCGUAAAUCAUAUGGUGAUAUCCAAAUGAAAGUGAUAUGUUUGGUAUGUUAA